CAAAGGGGGUGAGAGACCAGGCGGCAGAGACACAGAGAGAGGAAGGAGAGAGAGAGGGGGGGAGGGGAAUCGUGUGGGAGGGAGGGGUUUUGGCGAGAUUUGAGUUUUCGCACCCUCCCGCCAUGGUGUCCGACCAGGAGAUCGCCAGCUGCGUCGAGUCGCUCCUCCGCUCGUCGGGGGGAGCUGCCGGGGAGCCUCGCUCGCCGCCGUGCUGCCAGGCGGAGGCCAAGCUCGGGGUCGAGCUCGCCCACAAGGCGACCUUCAUUCGCGAGCAGAUGGACCUCUUCUUCGGCCCACACCUCCAGCCGCCGCACCCCAAGGCUCAGGCCGCUGCUGCUCCUCCCCCGGCCGGCGGCGCUCCCGCUCCCGCGCCUGCCAUGAUGCAGUUGCAGGUGCAGGCCCCUCUCCAGGUGCAGGCGCCGUUGCAGCAGAUGCAACAGCAGCAGCUCGCGGUGCUCCAGCCCCAGCUCAUCUUCCAGGCCAUGCCCCAGCUCCCUGCCGGCGUCCCCGGCGGCCCAACUGCCGCGGUCUCCCCGCCACCUCCCGUACCGGCCAUGGCGUUCUACCCGCCGCCCCCUCUGGCCUUCCGCGUCACCAGCGGCUUGGGUGGGGUCGCCUCUGGUGGGACCGUCUCCUUCCAGCAGCCACCCCCUGGAACCGGUGGCACCGCUUCCCCCACCGCUGCAGUACAGCCCGGGGGCGACAACAAGGAAAGUGCUUCUAAGCGGAAACGAGGUGGACCUGGUGGUUUAAAUAAAGUUUGUGCAAUUUCACCUGAACUUCAGACUAUUGUUGGUGAAACCGUCAUGUCAAGAACUCAGAUUGUCAAGCAGCUUUGGCAAUACAUCAGGCAGAAUAAUCUUCAAGAUCCUGAUGACAAAAGGAAGAUAAUCUGCAAUGAUGAACUUCGUGUGGUUUUUGGAACUGACACAACUGACAUGUUUAAGAUGAAUAAAUUGUUGGCGAAACACAUAACUCCGCUUGACCCAAAGGAUCAAAUUCGUGAUGUAAAGAAAUUUAAGCCCUCCAAUGUAGCUACUCAGCCUAUGCCUCCUAUUAAUCAACCGUCUGUGGUGAUUUCUGAUGCGCUAGCCAAGUUCAUUGGAACAGAAGGCGCAGUACCUCAAGAUGAUGCCUUGAGAUAUCUUUGGGAUUACAUAAAAGCAAACCAACUUGAGGAUGUCAUUACUGGAUCAAUAUUAUGUGAUUCAAAACUUCAAGAGCUGUUUGGCUGUGAGAGCAUUCCUAGUUCAGGAUUAUCAGAGUUGCUUGCUCACCACUUUAUAAAGGAAACAUAGCAUAUCCUCAUUAACUGAUCUAGGAUUGCGGUGGUGGCAAGAUAGGCCUAACUUUACAAUAUGGUGUUCUUGACAAAAAUGGACAGCUAGCAUAUGUAUCUUUUCUAUGCUCUGGAUUAUGAAGUUUGUCAGACCAAACCAGAUUAUUUGUGGUAGCCUGUAAUUUAAUUCUACGUAGUGGCUACUGCCGCCGUACUUGGUGUAACCUCUACAGAAUUUGUAGCAUUAGUUUCCGAAUGUCAAAAUGUCUUUGGCUGACUAUGUAAAGUUAAGCUUUUUAUUUGAGUGCCAGGUUGAACUUUUAAAAAGCUGUAAGGAUUCGUUCACGACGUCUCUUGGUUAUUGAAUGUGUGCUCCCUAUUUUUGUGUA
Oryza brachyantha (malo sina) is the source of this 1668-nucleotide messenger RNA. RefSeq lists its product as uncharacterized. The record is from RefSeq and is a predicted model, not a curated record. Gene Ontology annotation, cellular component: nucleus. NCBI's taxonomy places the organism in Eukaryota, Viridiplantae, Streptophyta, Magnoliopsida, Poales, Poaceae.